AAUUAAGCUGAUAUGAAUUAAAAGCCAAUGAUUGGUCGAAAAUUCUCUUCGUUUGAAAGCAAAAAUGUGAUAUAAAUGAACCUAAGGUCUUGGCUAGAUAAAACACUUAAGAAAAAAACUGUUUACGUCAAGCAUCAGAUCGAGGACUUUCGGACUUCAGUCCAGUGUAGGGUUUUGAAUAAGCACGACCUUCGGUUGAUUCUCUGUCAGCUUGUUAAAGAGAAUUGCCUAAAAUAUCUGAAAUAUGGCGUUCUUUUCUAAGGCUACUGCCAACAGUGAGAGUAUCUCRGGGAAUAUUUUACUGUGUCCUGUGUGUGAGGACGAAUACGACGACCCUAAACGACUACCAUGCAUGCAUACAGUAUGUCUUGGAUGCUUAGAGAGUGUUGUACCACAGAACUCCUUGAUUAUGAAAUGUCCUAUCGAUGACCAAGAACUCCCAAUGCCCAAAGGUGGAGUAAACGCUUUACCAUCAGAUCUCAAGAUUAUACGGCUUCUAGAGCUCUCUUCUGGGGACCAGACAACGAAAAAACCAAGAAACAAACCCAAAAAACCCAAGCCAGUGAGCGAAGAGGCGAAGAAAAAGCCUGUCGUUCGUGGACAGAUAGCAGCGACUCUGGAAGAAGAAGCAGAACUGGUCAGAAAGCUUUUUACAGAAACAGCUAAUAAAAUUCGCGAAGCAGUUUCUGAUAAAGAAAAGGAAAUACUAAAAGAAAUAGAUGAUUUGGUGAACAAGCAGUUGCGCAAGGCAGCCAGCGCGGCAAGCUUCUCUAACGGGGCMGAUUCUGGUGGUAAUGAAGGAGAUGAUGACAAUAAAGAUGAAGAAGACGGAAAGAAGCAUCCAUCUUUUAUCAUUGAUUUGACACCAAGUAGAAAACUUCUUCAAAUGGCCAGAGAGGAAGGAUUGGGCAACAUCAAGUUCGGGCAAAAAGCGACCACACCCGGUCCUGCUGAAAAACCUUUACCAAUUAAUAAACCUAUUCCUUCUGCUGCUUCAGCUACGUCCGCAACAACUGGCGGCACGGCUGAGAUCAUCAAUGCUGUUAACCUUCCAAACAGAUAUAAGCGCAGUUUCGGCCCCUCUGCAGUAGCUGUAAGCCACGCUGGUCAUGUCGCUGUGUCUGACUUUGGUGGUGAGUGCGUCCUUCUGUUUGAUCCUGAGGGGAAUUUCGUCAAGAAAAUUGGCGGAGAGUCCGGUGAUGCAGGACUUGAAGGCCCAGAYGGCCUGGCUUUUYUGCCCRAURACAACCUCGUGGUCUCCGACGGCCCKUUAGAUGGUGUACAAUCUCUUAAACUCUACAAGCCAACCGGAGAAUACCUGAAGACUCUAUUUGAACUAGACACAAGUGACACAGAAGAGUUGUAUUUUGGCCGUGUUACAAUCGACUCCRAAAGCAGAAUUAUCCUGUCCUGUUCUGGAGAAGACCCGAGAGUAAGGGUUUUCGACAGCAAUGGUAACUUCAAGUUUCAGUUUGGUGAAGGAAAUCUUUCUGGGCCACAGAAAGCUGUUUUCUUUGGAGAUAACUUUCUCGUCUCUGACUCAGACGCGGGGAGACAAAGAUCCUGCAUCAAGAUAUUCGACAAAACAGGCAAUUUUGUCUCAAGUUUCAACGAAAGUAAGCUAAAUGUUGGGGAGCAAGACAACAUGGGUCUAGAYGUYACCUAUCCGAUACACCUUGCCGUACACGGGGGAACCAUUUUUGCUUAUCAUGGGUUGUGCAGGAAGAUCAGUCUAUUCAAACUCGAUGGCACAUUCGUGAUUGAAUACAGAGCUGUCUCAGGCAUAAGAGAUAUGUCUGUCUAUGAUGAUGGUAAGCUCAUUGUAACAUGUGGAGAAGAGAGUAUUUUACCAAGAAGUGUGCAGAUCAUGAAAAGCUUGUAAAAUAUCUUGGGGAAGUUACAACAGUUAAUUCUAACCCCAAAACAGGAAUACUAACAGUCCGAAAAGAACGAAGAACGAGAGAGGUCAAAAAGGUUACUGCAAGACUGAACUGUCCAAUAGUGUGAUUCUUGUUCUAAUAAACAUGUUAUGGAUGACUACUUCAAUGUUACGAUAAAUAAAUGAGUGCAGUAUUUGAUUCAUCUAAUCACCUUAGUUCCAAGAUUUUCCUGUAUGUGUGUAAUCAUUUAUAAAGUCUGACAGUGAACUA
Actinia tenebrosa (Australian red waratah sea anemone) is the source of this 2150-nucleotide messenger RNA. RefSeq lists its product as uncharacterized. Gene Ontology annotation, molecular function: ubiquitin protein ligase activity; protein binding. NCBI's taxonomy places the organism in Eukaryota, Metazoa, Cnidaria, Anthozoa, Actiniaria, Actiniidae. The record is from RefSeq and is a predicted model, not a curated record. Gene Ontology annotation, biological process: proteasome-mediated ubiquitin-dependent protein catabolic process; protein polyubiquitination.